AUGCGUGAAAUGUUUCGACACCAUGAUAAGGAUUUGAGUGGAUUUAUCAGUAAAGAAGAUGUGAUGUGCAUGCUACUUGCUGCAGAUAAAGGUGAAAAGAGAGACCCAAUUUUUAAAACAAAUCUGAGAUUUCUAAUCAAUUUGAUCAAUAGCGCGGAUAAGAAUGGCGAUGAUAAAAUAACUUUUGAAGGUAUUAUUUUCAAUUCAUACUAG
This is a messenger RNA of Dracunculus medinensis (Guinea worm), 213 nucleotides long. The record is from the annotation of a GenBank genome assembly. Lineage: Eukaryota; Metazoa; Nematoda; Chromadorea; Rhabditida; Dracunculidae.